AUGUCUGGCAAAAUCUUCAAAUGUCCUGUUUGCAAGGAUCAGUUCACCUCUCGCUCCAGCAGAGGCUUACGCUCGCACCUGUCAGCAACCUCAUGUGGUCAUAUACUCGAUGAGCGGAAUGCUCCAGUCACUGGCAAAAGAAAGAAGCCACAGUCAGCUACAAAACAGGCUGAAGAGCAUACCACAUCACCAUCUCUUUCAAUUCCUGAGGAGCCUACCUUUCCGCCCGAUCCACCCUCACCUGCAUCUGAUUUUGCACCAUCAGAGAUGGCCUCACCAUCAAAGCGAUGCCGAGUCACUAUUGAAGACGUCGAGGAUGAAGGUGAUACCCCACCAUCUUCUUGGAGUCAUGACAGCCUUGUCUUUGUGGAUUAUCCCGAUGCUGGCGCUGAGAUUGAAGGUGCUGGAAAGGGUGAAACUACGUUUGAAAGAAUUAAGAAAGAGAAGCAGAAGCAAGGAGAAGAGAUGUGGGCGCCUUUUAAAUCCUGUGAGGAAUGGGAGCUUGCACGAUGGCUGAUGAUGUCCGGGGUUAGCCAAGCAGAUAUAGACAGGUUCGCAAAGCUGGGAGUGAUCCGAGACAAUGUCAAACCAUCAUUUAAGGACAAGCGCACCUUUCUGACUAAGAUAGAUGAGUUGCCAUCUGCAUUGGGUACUGAGUGGAAAUGCGAGGAAUUUGAACUAGUUGGAAAUGUACUCGAUAAGGAUGGGACUCCCAUCGUGCAGACCAUCGAGUUGUGGAAGCGUGAUCCACUUGCAUGCAUCAAGGAGCUCAUGCAGGAUCCCUGA
This is a messenger RNA of Desarmillaria tabescens, 786 nucleotides long. RefSeq lists its product as uncharacterized. The transcript has 2 exons. The coding region runs from base 1 to 786 and encodes 261 amino acids. Lineage: Eukaryota; Fungi; Basidiomycota; Agaricomycetes; Agaricales; Physalacriaceae. The record is from RefSeq and is a predicted model, not a curated record.